UUUUGUUAACGCUGGCCGGUGGGGAGGGGGAAGGAGAGGAGAUUGAGAAGUAAAAGCUGGCGUUUGCUGUCAUCCUGUAAAGAGCUAGCUCUGGCACUGCUGCAGCUCUCUGCUCAGCUGCAAUAACAAGUGACUGUACAGUGUAUGCUGUCAGCUAUGGAGAUAAGACAGGACUGUAACAAUUUACGCAUAGACCUGCUGCUUAUUGUGAAUUCACAGGACAAGAAGACUGAAGGUUUAAAGAGUGAGAUCUCUGAACGCCAAACACAAGUCAAACCAGUGCUAAGGAAGCCUCAUGCAAGUGGACACAUUAUCAGUAGCUAUGAAAGCCAUGCAGUUUAGGAGCAAUCUUCCAUUGAAAUUCUGCGUAUUUCCUAACCCACCAUGAGGCUAAUUUGCAUUAGCCAAUGAAACUCAUGUGCGGUUAGCAAUUCACCCAAAAAACAGUAAACCGGAGAUAUUUAACAGACUGCCAAUCCCAAAAGGGCUACCAGUUACUCCUGGAAAUGGGCACAGUUGGGAAAAGUGUCCUCAGCCCAGUACCAAAGAUUUUUACGGUAAGAUAUUCGUUAACCCUGUAAUUAACAUUAUGCAUUUUAGACUUUUCAUUAACAUGUCCAAUCUGCAAGCAUUUACAGAAAAACAUUUUUUUAAAGAGCUUUAUUAAGUUUUAACAAUUUUCAUUACAAAAACUAAGAAAAAGCAAAUAAGCAGCAACAGAGGUAAUUACAUAGUCUCUAGGAUUAAUAGUCUCCAAUAAUAAACAUGGAAUCAAACAUUCAAUGGUCUAACCCCAGCCCACUCACCUGAGGCACAACCAAGGAUAAUAUCUCAAUAUGAAAUGAUACACUUGUUCUUUAUAGUAAGUUAAUCAACUAUAUAUCCUACAGUUAUGCUAUAGAGGUAGAAAGAAAAAAAAUCUCCACAGCUAUUUAUUCUCUGCAGAAAUCAGAAUAACUUUUGUGUAUAGUAUUCAUUCAUGCUAUUUGGUGGAGUGCGGUAUGGCUUCCCCCCCCCCCCCUACUCAGCCUUGUCUCUUAAGGGUGCAAUAAAUAUAGCUGUCUUCCACAUUCCUUUUAUUAGUACAUCGAUAUUUAAAGAAAAUGUUUGAAGGCUUGAACUAAAAUUCUAAAAAUGUAUACAUUUACUCCAUAUGCGAGUCUAACCCCUUUAUGGUGGUUGGCAUUUUAUUUGUGUAUUAACAUGUUAAUGUAACAAAUCUGAGCUGUUCUCUUUAAAACUCCAAAUCACCCAUUUCAGGCCUUUAAAUCUUUCAAACUUCAUCAUAUUAAUAAGGAAUAAUGGAUUGAAUAGAGAAAGAAGAAAUGUGAGUGUGAGAGCAGAAUUUUAUGUCUGCAAGAAAAUAAACUGUGAAAUAGAGAGUUUAGUUAAUAGGGUAAGGGUGUUUUAUCCAGCCUAGGGGUCUUGUUGUAUAGAUGUGACUAUAUAACCUUAAACACUUGAUAUUUUGGUAAACAUUUAUUUACAAUCUUUGGUAUACUGGCUAGAAAAUGAAUUAAAGGCACAUAAAGAAGCAAUACUAAAAUGCUAGCGCUCUAUUGCUUGAAUAGCAAUAAAAGUGAAAAACUCACUGCUUAAUGAAAAGAAGGUCCAUUAGAAAGUGUAUUACUACCACAGAUGCUCAAUGUGUAUAUUAUUUCAUUGUGCUGAUUAGUACUUGUUGUAAUGUUCAGUGGAAGGUUAUGUAGAGAAAAAGGGAUGAAAACCUACAGAUUCCACACCAAUUGUAGCUUUUCUUGUCUUGUUAGCUUACCCCUGGGAUAAAUCCAACUUAAAAUCUAUACCAGUAAACCUGAAGAACUUUGAAAAACUGGAUGCAUUUGCAGUGCAGACAGGAAAGAAAAGUACAGUAGAACAACUUGUAAAUUCCCUGUUUAAGAUGGCGCGUACUGACCUGGAGAAAGUCCGGGCUAUCUGGAUGUGGAUCUGUCAUCACAUAGAAUAUGACUUGGAAGGUCUGGAAAACAAGUCAAAAAGGUCUGGUGACCCAAGUCUAAUUCUGCAGACUGGAAAGGGAGCCUGUGAAGGAUACGCAGGUCUGUUUGAGAGCAUGUGCAGCCUUGCAGGUAUUCAGUGCGUGAAGAUCGGGGGCUACUCUAAAGGUUACAAUUACGUAGUGGGGCAGACAUUCUCAGGAGAGACCAACCAUGCAUGGAAUGCUGUAUAUCUCAACAGGAAGUGGCAUCUGGUGGACACCACAUGGGGAGCUGGAUUUGCAGAUAGUAAUAGCAAUACAUUUAGCUUCCGCUACAAUGAGUUCUAUUUUCUGACUCACCCUGCACUGUUUAUAGAGGAACAUUUUCCUGAUAACCAGAACUGGCAGCUCCUGCAGGUGCCUCUUUCACUGAAGCAGUUUGAAGGAAAUUUGACUCAUAAAAGCAGCUUCUAUAAUGCUGGGCUUACUGCAUCUUAUCCAGAGACUCUACAGGUGGAAACAGUAAACGGAAAGGCUAUGUUUUCUAUUGAGGGCAGUUCUCCUGCAUUAUUUUCAUUUAUGCUGAAUAAAACUGAGAAGCCUGGGCUAAUCACACUUACAAAAAAUGGAAUGCAACUAGAGGUAUAUCCACAAGUGACAGGACGCCACAAGCUUGAAAUCUACACAAAACCUUAUGGAACAUCAAAAGAGAGCUAUGACAAGGUUUUAGAGUAUAUCAUCCACUGUGGAUCUGUAGUACCCACUUUCAGAAUCCCCAAAGAGCUGGACAUUAUAGUUGGGCCCAGCUGGCUGACAGAAAAGAAAGGGUUUCUUCAGUUUAGUUGUCAUGACCCUGUUAUCAAUACUGAUGAUGGGUGCUGCACAAUUGGUUUCACACUAUCAAAAAAGACAAUUGUCAUAGCAACAUUACAUUCUGAUUCCAUUAAACCUGGAGAUGAGUGGAGAUACGUUUUGCAGACAAUGCGUGGAAACAGAACAGAGUUUAAAAUCAACCUACCAAAACAAGGAUACUAUGCCCUCAAAUUACAUUACUCCACCAGCCCAGGGAAGUUUGAUUGCUUUUGCAAUUACCUUAUUGUUUGUAUGAACCCAGAAGUAGAAUGGCCUCCCUUUCCGAGAAAGUUGCAGAAUCCUGUUGGACCCUCUGCAUUAAUGGAGAAAAAAGGUCUUCUUCAGCCAUCUCAUCGGGACCCUAUUAUUUAUACAUCAAACAGCCAAUGCUCAGUUUCCUUUAUGUUAAAAGAUGAUGUUGCAAUUGUCACAGCGCUCCUUUCUGAGGACAUCUUGCUGGAUCACCAAAGAGAAAGGCAAUAUGUCAUACAGUCCCAAACUGGAAACCAGGUUGACCUACAGAUUCGGCUGCCUCAACAAGGAUCAUAUGUACUCCAGAUCUUUGCUGGCAGCAAGUCAUGCCCCACUGCUUUUGAAUAUGUCUGUAAUUACCUGAUUUGCUGUUCUAGCAGUGAAGUCACCAGUCCUACACAGGAUACAGUUAAUUAUAUUGUGGACAAAAUUAUGUUACUCAAUCCAUCUCAGUCGGGUUACAUCAUUGAUAGUCCAAAUGGGCUCUGCACUCUAAGCUUCUCUUUGGAUAGAGAAAGAAACUGCUUGGCCACAUUGCACAGUAAUCAUGCCAAAUGGAAUAAACAAAUGGAACGAAGAUACAUAAUGCAAGUUCAAAAGAAAGAUCACGUUGAAUUUCACAUUCAGCUGCCCAGAGCUGGCUCUUAUGAUCUCAGAGUUUACACAGAUAGCAGAUUGCAACCUGGCAAUUACGAGUUUGUCUGCAGCUAUGUUAUCUCAUGUACCAACACAGAUGUAUCAUGGCCAACUUUCCCAAGCAAACUACAGAAUCCUGUUGGACCCUGUGUACUCUCAGAGAAAAAAGGCCUACUGAAACCAUUGCUUACAGAACCGGUUAUCCACUCUGCUGAUGGGCGUUGCUCUUUAGCUUUCAUACUCAAGAGAGAUAUGGGAAUCUUCGCCAGGCUACAAUCUGAUGAUGUACUUUUGACUGAGGAGGCAGAAAGGAGAUAUGUUUUGCAAGCCCAAAGACAAAAAAGGGUGGAAUUCCAUGUACAGCUGCCACAAGCUGGUAUGUAUGUUUUGAAAAUAUACACAGAGACAGAGCAGGGAACUUUCAAAUUUGCUUGUAAUUACCUUAUUUGUUGUGUUAACUCUCAAGUUAAUUGGCCUCUACUUCCACAUGAACUAAGCAACCCUGCUGGUCCCAGCUGUCUCUCUGAAAAAAUGGGUCUACUUCGUCCAUCUCACCUUGAACCAAUCAUUUAUACUGAUGAUGGUCGAUGCUGUGUAAGCUUUACUUCGGACGCAAAUAUUGAUAUAGUGGCAACACUGCAUGCAGAUGACAUACAAUCAGAUGAUGCUCGAAGGAGGCAUAUAUUCCAAGUUGAAAAGGAAGGCCAAGUGGAAUUCCAGAUCCGUCUUCCCAAAGGAGGAACCUAUGUUCUGAAAAUCUGCAGCAAAAAGAAGUCUGAUCUAAGCAAUGAUUAUGAUUAUGCCUGUAAUUAUCUCCUUUGUUGCUCUAACACAAAAAUAAGGUGGCCAUUCUUCCCAAUGAGGUACAGUGCAUGGAACAACUGUUAUGAAUUAAUUGAGCCACUUACUGGAAUCCUGCCAACAAACAGUGAUGUCCGAUUCAAAAUCAAAGCAAGGCAGUUAGCAGCUGUGUCUGUCAAAGGCAAGAACUUCUAUCCUCUCACAUUAGGUGAAAAUGGAUGUUGGGAAGGGACAUGCAGUACAACAGGAAUCCAGGAUGUUCAAGUGUUGGUGACAAACAAUCUGAAUAAAAGCUACACCUUGGUGCUAAGUUAUCAAGUAAAGGAUGUGAAUCCACAGAGACAGUUAGAAAGUUUACCUUGUCCUUAGUUUAGCAAAUGUGUAUUUCAAGGCCUGUUCCCAGACAAUAUGAAUCAAAAUAAAGAAAUGUCACUGCCACAGCUAAUAGAGCACAUACUGGACAUGCAACAACGAGAGAAUAAGAUGUAUGUUGUGACAGUUACCUUCAACUCAUACCUCUUACAUAGCAACUGAAAACAUGACUCAGAAAUGUCUAUUGUCACAGUGUGCUGUUACAUAAAUUGUCUAAUAAGGGCGUCUUAUAUGUAAUCUUGAUUGUGAAUUUUGCUAUCUUUCAACAACUAAAUUUAUGUGAUUUAAUAAAAAAAAUAGGAUGUACAGUAAAUUCUGAUAGUAGUCAGAAUAAUAAAGGUCACUGUUACCCCUGACUGUUUAUGUAUUAUAUUUAUAAUGUGUUAGCGAUUAGCUUGUAACAUUUUUGUUAUUAAGAUUGUCAGUUUUCCCAAUCCUAAAUGUGGAGAAAGGAGAAGAAAGUUUAGUUUAUUGAACUUUUUUUUUCUUCUAAUGCCAGAGUUUACUUUAUACUGGCAAAUAACACUGCUAAAUUCACUAAGGGAUGUCAUUAGCCUCACCAGUUUUACAGGCCUCACCAGUUCCUAUAGGAGCCAGCUCAUAAAUGUACAAGAGAUAUCAGAGGGAGGGCUUGACCAAAGUCACAUUUCUGUUUCUCAUCUCCGAGGCCUAGAAAGGAUCCAGCAACACCAGGCUAAAUUUAAGGUGUGGCUAGAGGAGGGAAGUGGAGGGCACCAACAGGUGUUUUAUGGGGUUCUAAACCUGGGCACCUGUACCUAAUUUUUAGGCCCCAGUGGCUCACUGGGUUUGUUGAGACCUCUGUUAUUCUAUGCAACUAUUCCUCCCUCAACUAUCCAUUUUAGUUAAUAAACUUCAUGAAAUAACAUACACAUUUGGAGAUGGCGAGGUGAGUGAGGCCAUAGAGUUCUCCUUGAGAACUCUGCACACCACGUAAAAAAAUUAAUCAGGAAAUGCAGCACUAUAUAUUACAAAUACCACAGUUCUGUUAUGUAACUGAUUCUCAAUUGUAUUUUUUAUUAAAAUAAAAGUGAUUUGUUGAUUUUUUUACUUCAAUUAAAAUGUACUGCAAAAUG
Messenger RNA from Bombina bombina (fire-bellied toad), 5943 nucleotides. RefSeq names its product kyphoscoliosis peptidase-like. The record is from RefSeq and is a predicted model, not a curated record. The transcript has 10 exons. Lineage: Eukaryota; Metazoa; Chordata; Amphibia; Anura; Bombinatoridae. Bases 1901 to 4846 code for a protein of 981 amino acids.